Molecule: messenger RNA, 1149 nt
Organism: Fusarium pseudograminearum CS3096
Lineage: Eukaryota; Fungi; Ascomycota; Sordariomycetes; Hypocreales; Nectriaceae
Exons: 5
Coding region: 1-1149 (382 amino acids)
Source: RefSeq, a predicted model, not a curated record
AUGUCCUACUACGACAACCCUCAGUCUCAGUGGUCGUCUUCGACCCAGCAGCAGCAGCAGCAGCCGCCCACCCAGACCCAGAACAACUGGGAGCACCAGGGCUCGACUACUCCUGUCCGCGCAGGCGCCAGCGGUCCCCAGCCUCAGGACGAUUACGCCUUCUCUUAUCAGUUCGAUGAGGUCGAUCGGGCUUAUGAGAACUUGCAGAAGUCUGGCAAGGGUUAUGGAAUGGGCGGCCGCCGUGAGUCUUUGAUCCAGCGUUCUUUAAAUGUCGCCCGAGGCCCCGACAAUGUCGGACGUCCCGACUCCCGAGGUUCCCACCAUACCCCCGGCUCUCGCCCUCACUCGGUAAACAACUUUGAUGAUGCCCGCGGCGGCUCCCAGGGGCCCAACCUUCAAAACUUCUACGCCAACCAGCGUCACCAACCCUCACGAGGCUCCAACGAGGCAGAGCAGGUCAUGCAGGCUAAGAGACGGAUGGCAGCUCAGCGGGAGCGUGAGCUUCGAAACCUGCACACAGAGCAGCAAUAUCAGCGAACCGUCCUUUCUGAGGCGCCCCUCCCGCCCAGCAAGCAGAUGUCCGAAGAGGAGACGCGAGAGUUGAUUGCCCGCCAGCGAAGUGCCCUUUAUGGUGAGGGUCCUUUUGCUGAGAAGGCAGGAUACGUCGACGAGACUGGAAUUGUCCGCACUGGUGCUCCCAUUCCCAGCGGACCCUCAAGUGUCCGUGGCCACUCCCCCCUUGCCUAUGACAGUGCUGGUCGCGGUCCUCCUACUGGCGAUGCCGGUACUCCUAUCUCUUCUGGUGACGCCCGUGGACCCCCCACCGAACCAAACUCGCGUCCCCACAGCACUGUCAGCCCCCAGGCUGCUGGUCCUGCCAACAAAGUCUUCGACAAUGCCCAGAGCCGCACCAGCACAUCCAGCCCGACUGGUGGUUCUCCUUCUCGGGACAUGACCCCUGGCUCCAAGUCUAACCAGGCUGGUGGCUCGGUGGCUCCCAUUGGAACCCGCCCCUCUGGUACACCCACAAACACGGCUUCAUCCAAGCGAUCGACCACUCCCCUCGCCUCGCCUGGUGGCUGGGGACGCGGAAACGGUGUUUGGGGUCAGUCGUCUGGUCUCGGUGCCCCAGCUAGCGUCUGGGGUUAA